Strongylocentrotus purpuratus (purple sea urchin) is the source of this 3556-nucleotide messenger RNA. RefSeq names its product tetraspanin. The coding region runs from base 303 to 1154 and encodes 283 amino acids. Gene Ontology annotation, cellular component: membrane. The transcript has 9 exons. The record is from RefSeq and is a predicted model, not a curated record. Lineage: Eukaryota; Metazoa; Echinodermata; Echinoidea; Camarodonta; Strongylocentrotidae.
AUUCGAUUAGUACUUCAUUCAUGCAUCGUCGAGCACGCAUAUCGGAUCUUUUAUUCAAUUGAUUGUCUGUCGACACCUUUUUGUUCCGUAUAUGCAUUUUGUCCCUUUUUGUAAUUCAUCUCCUACCCACUAUACUACGCGAUAUACUUGUCAAUAGUAUACUUCUCUAUACGGCUCGUCGUCGCAGUAGUAUACGAACGGCCACUUUGAAAUCCUUUCAUCGGCGACUAGAGAUAGACGAGCUUUCGUUUCAUUUCGGAUAUUUUUCAGCUGGAAAUUAGGUCAAAAAAAUAUAAUUCAAGAUGGGUAUGGAACUGGGAGGAUGUGCCAAGUGCUCGAAGUAUCUUCUUAUUGUCUUCAAUGUCCUCUUCUUUCUGGUCGGUAUCGCUCUCCUAGCCGCCGGCAUCUGGGUGAUCGUCCAGCCUUACCAGCUCGAGAUUCUCGAGAUCCUUAACAACCCUCUCAUCAAGAACAGUGCUUACCUCCUCAUUGCCCUAGGAUCCUUCAUCAUCGUCGUGGCUGCUCUAGGAUGCUGCGGUGCCUGCAUGAACUCCAAGUGCCUCCUCGUGGUCUAUUUCAUCAUCAUCCUCAUCAUCUUCAUCGCUCAGCUGGUCGGAUGUGCCCUGGUCCUUGCCUACAGGAGCGAGGUCAACAAAUUUGUCUCAGAAGGUUUAGCUACCACCAUGGAUGAUUACAAGGGCGAGAGUGCAAACGAUACCCUCAGUACUGCAUGGAACGGCAUCCAGAUCCUUCUCGAAUGCUGCGGAACGAAUGGAUACGGAGACUGGGCCGAUGGGACUUGGGUCAAUACAACCUCUCCAAUGAUCGAGAUUGGUGGAAGCUCUUACCCACAGGAAUACCCUGCAACAUGCUGCGUGUUCGAGGAUAAGUACACCAUUCUUGAAGGUGGAGUCUGGCCCACCCCAGUGGACCUCGCCUUGUGUAUGGGCAGAGCAGAUGAUGGCAGCGAAGUAACACCCACCAACGCAACACUCAAUAAAGGGGGCUGCUUCAUGGCCUUCGAAGACCUUGUGAUCGGUCAGAUCGCCAUUGUCGGUGGUGUCGGAAUUGGACUUCUUGUCUUUGAGCUCCUGUCCAUGGCCUUCGCCAUCAUCCUCUGUCGCGGCAUCUCCAAGGGAGAGGACGUUGUCUAGGCAACGCAUCCGUGUACCUGACCACACCCUAAACCAUCCCCCCCCCCCCCCUCUAUCUACACCCAGGUCCAAAAACGUAUAUAACAUAUUCAGAUGCAGAAUACGCCUUUCUCUUUCAAACAGCUGAAACUAUACUACGAAAACACUGAUUUAAAAAAAAUAUAUAUGGUAUUUCAUAUAUUCUGUUUGGGCGUCCAAAUUAAUAUUUUUUUACUGGAAUAUGGGUAAAACAAGAAGUAAAGAAUGAUAAAAUACCUCUUCUUGUAUUGGUUGUCUUUUUUUUAGUAGUAUUUCUUACUAAUCAUUAAUAUCGUGAUAAUAAACAUAUAUUUUUCUGAUUGAAAAUCCUUGAAUUUAGGCAUUUACUGAAGAUGAUUCCAUGCUAUAUUAGUUUUCCAUUUCCCAUUGUGUUGUAGUCAUGAAGAAUGCAAUACUGUGACGAAUGGAACAAAAUAGAGACAAUCUCGGUUAAUACUUUAAGCGAGCACCUUUGAAAUUCGACUUGCGUUUGUAACUUUGCACAGACAGGAAAUAGGGGGUUAGGGUAUUUUUGUACAUAAACCAUUCUAAAUAAAAGUGAACUUUUCGAACUGUUUUUGUUAUUACUACACAAAAUAUAUGAAAUAUAUUCCUUUAUAUUUUUUCUGGAAAAACAUCUAUGAAGGGGCUUACGAAAGAGGCUUAUACAUAUUAAAGUAAUUUUUGGCUGAGAUAAGAAGUUUUUUAACCUUUAUAGAUAGUAAAGUACUUUGAAGGUGUGUAAUUGUUGUUUGUUUCAUCAGAAUAUUCAUGUUAUAUGCGGUAGGAUGUUGAGUACAAUAUAACACAAAAAUAUAUAUUUAGGAUAAAGAUGUAUACAUUUCUAACUUGGAUCUCACUUAUAAAUGUUUAAAGUGUACAUUAUAUGAAGAGUUUGAAGAUAUUUGUCUUUCAAUAUUCAAGAGGCUGUAUUAGUCAAAAAAUAUCUAUAAUGGGUUUUUUAAUUAUUUUUAUUAUGAACUCGUGUUUUGGAAUUAUCUAAGAUGUAAAUAUAUUUAAAGUUGUCCUCCUACUCCUUUAUCUGCACAUGUACAAAAUCCAAGGUUGCCGUUGCCUUGUAGUGACCAACCAAUCUCAUCAUUACCCCCCAUUCGAAGAAAAAAUGUUGAUGAAUUUGUCAUCUUGUUAAGAAAAACUCUGAAAAUUGUUUCUUAACUUUUCUAAAAAUCUUUUCGUCAAGUGUACUAAUAAAUAAACAAUUAGCAGGAUAACUCAUUUAUGUGGAUAACGUGUUUGUGUCCUUAUGUUUAACUGUAUGGUUUGUGGAUGAUGUUUUAUUCUUUUUAUUGUUAGCAUGCUAGUCUUGUAUUUCAGACCUUCAAUGUGUAUAUUGAUGUUGGGUGGUUAUUUUAUUCAGAUUUAAUGAAAACAGGGUCUGACUAUUGCAGACUAGCUUGAGAGUGACCUCGACGCGGUGCAAUGAUCUGGGGAAUAUAUAAGCGCCAUUUCGAUUAUCAACAUUAAUUAUAUUAAUUAUAAUAUUAGGUAGUAGAGGAACAAUGAUUAUAUAUUUUGAUUAUCAACAUUAAUUAUUACAAGUAGAAAAAGGAUGAUUAAAUAUUGAUGUAAAAAUAGAUUGCACAAAUUAAAAUUUUCCCAGCAUGACGACGAUCUACAUGCAAUGUAUCUUCAUCAUGUACAUGCUAGGUUCCCGAUUGUUCUUUAUUUCUAAUUCAUAUAUGAUUUCCGUUUUUUGUCAUUUAGAAUUCUUUGUAGCUAAUAUUCCGGCUGAAUAUGUAAAUGAAGCAACACAUUUUUUCUCUCUUUCUUUCUAUAGACAUAACCCUUAUAGUAAUGCUAGCAAAGGCUGAAGUUAUAUUGUGGAAAAUCAUAAGAUUCAAUUGACAAUCGCGAUUUUGCGAACAUUUUGGAAAAUAACGGACUCGUGGUACAUUAUUUCACUAUUGAACAAACAAAUAAUUGUUCAUACCUAAGUUUACAGCAGAUUUGACACAGGAUAAAUCCUUCUUGGAGAUAGUUGCAGGAGCUAGGUUUCACAGACCGGAACCUUAAAGCAGGACUGCACUACUUGUAGCUACUUGCGCCCUCUAUACAGCCAACAAUGCCUAAGCAGUACCCGUUGAUCCCCAUGGUCCACUUUUCCUUAUUGAGAGCUGAUUUGAUGAGAUAACCACCAACCAGUGACCACGCAGGGAGGUCUAAUCCCUCCUGGCCAAGCUAGUGCAGAUAGCUUUUAAGAAUUAUGUUACGUAUGUCAAUGCUCUCUUUCGGGGAGACGGUAACCAUGUUUCCUCUCUCUUUCGUAAAAUGUAUAUCUUAUUUUUAUUCUUUUUUUAAAAAUAGAUUUUGUCAAUGCUUCAUAAUGAAACAUGUAGAUAAAUAAAAAGAACAUGGUAUUCUAA